AUGCUCUCACGUGUUGCUGCGGUGAAGGCACCCCGCCCACGCAACCGUCGCCGCGUGACCGGAUCCAGCGGAAGGAGGAGGGAUGGAAGAGAGAGUGAGCCGCAGAGGCCCCACAUGUCCCGGCGUGUGUUUGCUUCCGCGGUGCUGCUUCUACUUGUUGUGAUAAUGUGCUGCAACACUGGUGGAGCUGCAGCCGUUGUGCAGGGUAAUUCCGGGGAUGCGCAGCUGCUUCAAUGGGUCGAUAUUUUUGUGCCGGAAAAGACGCAGGUGCUGCCCAAAGAGGGGUCUAAAAGUGAAGUGAAGAAAGCAUCUGCUGCGCCUUCUCUUGUCAGUGCUGGUGGAGUAAUGGUUGCCUUUGCUGAAAGCUUGUUUGGUUAUAACAUCGAUGAACAUCACUUGCUUGGGAUUCGGCCUUACGAAAUUGUGGCCGGGUACAUCAAGGCUGCGGAAUCGUGGCCGUCCAUUGUCGCUGAGGUCAAUGCUGGUAAAUGGAGGGCACACACCGUUUUUGGAAGUAGGAAUGGCAGUGAUCGUGUGUGUUUUUUGUGCCGGCCCACAGCAGUUGCAAAGGACAAUAAGGUGUUUCUGCUUGUGGGAAGCGAUACUGUAGGAUAUUACAGCGAUGAUGAUGUGUGGGUGCAAGAUGGCUGGGAUAUUAAACUAGUUGAGGGUGUGGCCACGCAGUCCACGGACGGCAGGCAGAAUACACUGGUCAGCUGGGCUCAACCCAAGUCGCUUUUAAAACAUAUCCCCAAUCACACUCGAGAUCAGCUGAGGGAUGUUGUGACUGCUGGUGGUUCAGGCGUUUUGAUGCAGAAUGGCACGCUUGUGUUUCCCCUGGUGGUGAAUGGGGAAAAAUACCCUUUUUCCUCAAUCACUUAUUCGACGGACAACGGCAACAACUGGGUGUUCCCAGAGAGCAUUUCUCCUGUAGGAUGCCUUGAUCCCCGCAUCACCGAAUGGGAGAAGGGACACAUUCUCAUGAUUGUUGACUGUGUGGAUGGCCAGACUGUGUACGAGUCGCGUGACAUGGGGAAAACGUGGACGGAGGCCAUCGGGACACUCUCGAGCGUGUGGGUCAGGUCACAACCAGGAUUCCGUUGGGACGAAGGAUUGCGUGUGGGAGCCCUCAUCACCGCCACCAUUGAGGGAGUGAAGGUCAUGCUGUACACUCAGAGAGGGUACGCCUCGGGGAAGAAUAGGGCCAAUGCCCUCUACGUUUGGGUCACGGACAACAACCGCACUUUUCAUGUUGGACCGCUUUUUGUGGAGAAUAAUGUGAAUGAGACGCUUGCCAACGCCCUGCUGUACUCGGAUGGUGCGUUGCACCUUUCACGAGAGAGUAUUGUGGGAACGCGCUGGGGCAUAUCCCUUGCCCGCCUGACGGAGGAGCUGAAUGCAAUCAGGUCCGUUCUCAGUAAUUGGGCGAGACUGGACGCCUUCUUCUCCAAGUCGUCCACACCCACGGCUGGUCUGGUGGCGGUUUUGUCCGAUGAGGCCAACGAUGGCACGUGGGUUGACGAUUACCGCUGCGUGAAUGCAAGCGUGACGAAGGCAGCGAAGGUCAAAAAUGGUUUUAAAUUCACGGGGCCUGGGUCCAGGGCAACAUGGCCCGUGAACAGCCGGGAGGAUAAUAAUCAGUACGGCUUUGUGAACCACGAUUUCACUAUUGUGGCGACGGUGGUCAUCCACCAGGUUCCGAAGGAGAGCACUCCUUUGCUGGGUGCGGGUCUGGGGGACGGUUCCGGUAAGAAGAUCAUUGGGCUGUCGUACAGCAUGAUUAAAACGUGGGAGACGGUGUUUGAUGGGACAACAAAAGCACAGAAAAACACUUGGGAGCUGGGGAGAGAAUACGAGGUGGCGCUUAUACUUCAGGACGGCCACAAGGGCUCUGUGUACGUGGAUGGUGUAAUUGUGGGGAGCUCGGAAGCGAUAACAACACUUGAGACGCAGGGGCAUGAAAUCACUCAUUUCUACUUUGGGGGUGACGAGGGAGACAGCGACAGCAAUGUGACGGUGACGAACGUCUUUUUGUACAAUCGCCCACUGAAUUCCACUGAGAUACGUGCACUCAAGGGAAGGGCACCCGUUUCGACAAGGGGUCCGGAAACCCAAGUGGAGGGAAUGGCCACCACAGAGCAUGUGGCCGCGGUGCCUGGCCCAGUGGAAUUACCAGCAGCACCGGGGAGGACAACUAUGGAAAGAGCUACAACCACAGAACAUGCGGCUGCGGUAAGCUUUACCUCUGCUGGGAGCGGAAUGCAGCCGCUACUUUUUCUGCUCGGGCUGUGGGGCUUUGCGGCUGCGUGA
Messenger RNA from Trypanosoma cruzi, 2310 nucleotides. Its product is annotated as trans-sialidase, putative. The transcript has a single exon. Gene Ontology annotation, biological process: oligosaccharide catabolic process; ganglioside catabolic process. Lineage: Eukaryota; Euglenozoa; Kinetoplastea; Trypanosomatida; Trypanosomatidae. Gene Ontology annotation, cellular component: intracellular membrane-bounded organelle; cytoplasm; membrane. Bases 1 to 2310 code for a protein of 769 amino acids. Gene Ontology annotation, molecular function: exo-alpha-sialidase activity. The record is from RefSeq and is a predicted model, not a curated record.